Messenger RNA from Cantharellus anzutake, 1027 nucleotides. RefSeq lists its product as uncharacterized. The record is from RefSeq and is a predicted model, not a curated record. The coding region runs from base 157 to 858 and encodes 233 amino acids. Lineage: Eukaryota; Fungi; Basidiomycota; Agaricomycetes; Cantharellales; Hydnaceae. The transcript has 4 exons.
CUGCCUUCAAUUUCAAGUCGCCUCUGAAUUUCUGCGCUUAUCCGGGUACUGCCCCUUCAAAUAAUGUUCUAUACGCAUCAUGUGCGUGGCGACUGAGCUAUACCCCAUUCACUCCUCCACCCGGGCAUCCCCCUCCUUACUUACUACCCGAGUGCGAUGUCGAGAAAAAACCCGUUCAAAUCCUUCUCCAAAGGAAGUCGUUCCGUUCCCGGCUCAUCUUCACAACCGCCGCUCCCCUCGACCUCCUCCGAGUCACCUCGUGCUCUCUCGAUCAAUCUUCAGGUUCCUCGAGAUCACGACAACACCCACAGCGAUCGACAUGGGUUGCCGACAGAGUCUUAUCCUGGGCUCAUAGUGACUGGCCAGGCUAUGCCUUUUAUGAACAGAGAUUCGAAGAAAUCGGAAUCUCUUAUAUGUCGUAUAUUCGGGAGGGCCCGCAGGAAAUUGAGUCCUGACCACAGCAGGCCUGACACUCCCAAUCUCGUUGAGCCGUCCAGGUCAGCCACACCUCUCCAGCUGUCCGCUAAUAAUGCAGUGCCUCUUUCAUUUCCCCUCGCCUGUGGGGGAAAUAUUGAUAAUCUUCAUGAAACAUCUGGCUCAUAUGCUACACAUGACAAUGGCCUGAGCGUUCAUGCGCAAUUGGAACGCGAGGGUAUUAACGUGCCCCCCUUAUCGGAACACGCGAUCACACCAUCGGCCAGCUCAAGCAGUGAUCGACAGGAUGUAAUCAUUGGCGCUAUUAGACUCAUUCUCCAAAAUGCGACCUCCGCCCUUAAAUUUGCCCCGAUUCCGAAUCUUGACACAAUCCCAGACUUGCUUUUGAAGUGGCUCGACGUCUACGAGGUUUGUGGGACAUGAUUUGGACAGAUCGUCGGUGGAAAUGACAAGAGUCUCAAAGGCUUAUAUGGUGACAUCCGAAAAGCCUAUGACACUAUUUUUCAGCCACUCGCGCUGUCGACUGACCGUAUACCUGAUGAAGUGGUUUUUUUCAUCAAGGGGUUUCACUCGGCCCUGGAACAACAAAUAA